AUGCCGGAAUUGGGUCCAAUAAUGCGAGCGGUUGAACUGCAGCGGCUAGUUGAAAACAAAGUGUCCGAAUGGCGCGAGAGGUCAGCUAGGGUCGCGGGGACGAGCGUGGCCGAUUCUUAUCAACAGCCACUACACUUUAAACGUCACACAAACAGACGCAAAAACAGCGCUGAAAUAAACAGAAUUAUCGCAAAGUACUCGAAACCAAUUAAGAGGGUUGACGAGCAGCGGUUUAUUUUACAAAAGUGUCCAGAAGAGCCGCCAGUGCGUCCAGAGAGGCAUAAAAAAUUACGUAACAAUUUAAAGGUUUCUAGAAGCGAAGACAAUCUUCUUAACAUUGUUGGUAUGGACAAUAACCCGGAUCCUACGAUAAAAAGUGAGGAACGGCCGCGGUAUAGCGUAUCCAAGUAUAACGCCAAGAGUUGCGAGGAUAUUGCAGCAUUUGUCGAUGUUGACCACACUAUGAAGAGCAAGAACUUUAAGGAAAAUAGUAUUUUAAAUUCAAAACCUGUUCCAAAUAUGAGGCAUAAGUUACAUAGUAUUAGUGGAGACAUUUCUGUUAUUUCAGAAUUUAGUGACAGUGUUGUUGAUUUUAGAGUUACAAACAAAUUUGCUACUUCGACUCCCUUGUCGAAGAGAAAGACGUGUCCGCCUGGUGAUUCAGUUUCAGUGAUGGAUAUCGAAAAGUGUACAAAUUGUAACAGUGUUAGUUUUGAUAUGAAAAAAGGUAGUUCAGAACCAGAUAUUCUAAGAAAGAAGUCGGUAGAAUCAACAAGUACUUUAGAUUUUCGGCAACGGCUGAAGUUUAUUAAGCCAACCUUUAAAAAAGGAACAUUUGAUUGUUUGUUACGUUGGCGUGGAAAGAAACCAUCGUCGAAUCAAAGCAGUCAGCGCAAAAUACAAGAAGUCGACGACAGUUUCUUUGAAAAGUUUGGAUCAAUUUUGAAGCAAGCUUCUCAGAAAGCUGCGCUCGAAGAAUCUACACCCUUAGCUCCGUUGAAAGAAGUUGAAGAGCAAGACGGAGAAAAAGUAGUGACGGAAGUCUCUGAGAGUCGAAUUGUCACACGCGACUCAGAUAGUGGCAAUGAAACGUUACUUGACACCGACUCGGAGCCUGAAGACCCAGAAAAAGUGGACUUUUAUGUUGAAGCUGUUGGUUGGAAUGUUGAUGAAUUAUAUUUAGAAAUAUUAUACGAAAUUUUACACAAUGUCGGCGGAUGUGACAUAGGAUGUGAAGUGGGACAACAAGCAAUGCUGUCCUACGUCCAAGAAGCAUUCAAAAUGUCAAAUGACAAGCACACAGAACUCCUAACACAAGCAGAGGCCAAGGAACCUCCAGAGCUGAUGUUGAACGUAGAAAUAAUUGAGGGAAAAGAUCUCGUCCCGAAAGAUCCUACCGGUCUUAGCGAUCCUUUCGUAACAAUUUAUCUCAUGUCCAAUACUGCUCAUAGAUAUAAUACGUCUGUUAAAUCGGGAACCCUUAAUCCUGUUUGGGAGGAACAUUUUUCAUUACCUAUUCCCGGCAGCCUUCAUGAAGAUUCACUUUGUUUGGAAGUUUGGGACUUUGAUCCUGCGGAGACAGUCAAAGAGAAAAUGACCAAAAUAUUUGAAGUGAAAGGCGUUAAGGGUCUUCGGAAACUUAUGAAAGAAAUAGCUAUCACAGCUUCAACAGGAAAACAUGACAACGAGCUGAUUGGCACGGCGAAUAUAUCGCUCAAAUCGAUUCCUGCGGGUGGUAUGAUCAUGUGGCUAAAUUUAAGCAAAAAGAGCAAAUUACGUCGUCAAGGUGUAUUAAAAGUACGUUUCAAUUUCUCGUCAGAGAAGAACUCACAGGUGGCAGCUCAAGAACAUAGGCAUCUAUUGAGGAUACUUCUUUUGCAUGAGCUAGAAAGCUCUAAGGUGGCUCCGUACUGGUGGUGUGGUAACUUCAGCGCGGCGGCUGAAGGGAUUCUAACUCAGCACGCAGCACAGAGUGGGCUAUCCCAACUAGAUAAUAAUCUCGCCCAGUGGACCGUCUUCUGCGCGGUCACCCCCGACCAUCCCCUUAGCUUUGCCCUCUUCAACAGCCUGCUUGACAAGAUCACCAAACCCUUGCAAUCUGGUCUUGUGAACGAAGAGGAUGUUAAGCUCUUCUGGGAUGGAGCAAAAAAAUUGCUUCCAACAUGUUUCAGUCACAUCAGAAAGUUAAGGAAGAAGACAGCGGGAGAUAAAACCGUCAUGAAAACGCUACGAGAAGUUUUGAAAAUACUUUACAAGUUAUCAUCGCUAGAUUUACCAGAGUCUAUAGACCUGUUUCCUGUCAAUUUAUACGGCUGGUUAAGAGAUAAAGAUGACGGGAGUAAGCUAACAAUACAAGAGGUUUUAAACCAGGCGGCUAUACAAGGCGCGUCCGAUUGGUUUGUUCACAUACUCGAUAAUAAUGAAUGUAAAGACAAGACGGAAGAGUCGAGACUGCAGCAUUUAAUUAGAGUUAUACAACUUGUUAGGUCCGAUCUUCAAAGAGCUAUUGAAUACUUUGACAGAGUUUUUGUUGAAGUUAUGACUUUCCCUUAUUCUAAAACACUGUAUGGUGUUUAUGAAGAUAAGAUAGCUUCUUUAGUGGAGCCAGAGGUUAUACAAGUCUGCAAGAGUCUAAAACGGUUACGAUAUAGCGAAGGAUCAACAAAUAGCGUACAUUUGGCUGGUGGACUUAAUGGAGAAACAGGUCUAGGAGGACCUGAUCUGGGUUCCGAACCGCUCGCUAUGGGCACUACAUUGUUCGAAUUAUAUCUUGCUUUGCAGAGAUUUUUGACGUUGGGUCAAGGGCUAAAUGAGACAGAUUGGCAUUCCUAUAGCAUUUCCAAAUUUCACGGAUGGUUUUUCGGAGGUGUUGCUCAAUGGCUGGACAUAGCGGCUUACAAAGCUCUCACGCGCAUAGACAAGGCCGUUGAAUUAGAUAAUUUAGUGCCUGUUGAUUCUAAUGUGAAAUACAGCAGUUCAGGAGUAGAUACGUUGGCCAUUUUCUAUCAGAUAAAGAUAUUUUGGCAGCAAUUGGCGUGGCCAGAUGUCGAGGGAUGCUACACUUUUGUUGCAAAAAUUAUUGAUGAUAUUUGUCGGUGUUGCGUGUUCUACUCGGACCGUAUGGCGUCUCGAGUGGAGGGGGCAGGUGUGGUGGGAGGGUCUGGGUCACCGUACGAAGCUAGGUUCGAAGUGACGACAGAGUGGUGUGUCGCUAUCAAUAACAUUGACUACGUACGUCAAAGUCUACAGCCCUUCGUGCGAGAACUGGAUAUGGAUGAUAUCAUCCGUCGUAUGUGUGAGGCGAGAUCACCGCUCGAGGCCCAGAGGUGCAAGGAGACUUUACAAAACGUCAUCGAAAAUGCUAUUGAUACUGUUAAAAAUAAGAUUCUCGAUUUGCUGGAGAUUAUGAUAAAGAAGAUGAUGCCAUCCAUCACCCGUUUUCUGAUAGAAGGGGCAGAGCUACUACAUCAAGAUUGUUCAAGUAUGGACAGAGUCAUGAGAUAUCUUGAAGCCAAUCUAGACACAUUGUAUCAGCAUUUGAACAACGAAAAUUUCUCUAGAACGUUGGAUAUAGUUUGGGAGCAACUGGGAGAAGUUUUAUAUGAACUCAUACAAGCUAAUCUAGAGCACCGAAGGGCAAAGAUAACACGAUAUAUCGACCCGAGGCGUUUGACAAAAUCGGCAGCCGCCAACUUAGAUGCGAAACGACGACCACCGGCAUUCUUUUCCAAUCUUCACGAAUGCCUUAAAAUAAUGGUUCGUUCGUUCAGACAAGACAACAAAGAGAUUUAUACAUCUGAGACUUUGAAGAGAGUUGAAUAUUUAUUGAAAAUCCACGGUAUGGAGACCAGGGAGUUAAUCCAUCAGUAUCAUUUGGAACGGUGGCAGGAACAGCAGUCUAUCACUGAACCUAAGAUGGGCUUGCUAACGGUUCGUGCGCACUUCAUUGACGACAAUUUAAAGAUAGAAAUCAUGAACGCUAGGAAUUUGGUGGCGACUGACUCAAACGGUUUAUGUGAUUCGUACGUCCGUGUUGCUCUUCUUCCUGAAGACACUUUCGCCAAUGUUGAGAAACCUAAAACUCAAACGCACAACAAAAAUCUAUUUCCGUUGUACGAUGAAAUGUUCCUAAUUCAGCUGACACCGGAGCAACGGCAGAUAGCAGACGGGCUGCUGCACUUCGUGAUCAAGGACAAGGACAUGUUCAGCGUGAGCAACACGUUCGUGGGCGAGGCCUACGUGCACUUCCGCGAAUUAGAGGACACGCGCGCGCCCAUAUCCAGCCUGCCGCAGAGGCACCUUCCGCUGUCGCGCCCCGCGCCCAUCGACGGUGACGCUAUCAAAGCCUUGGAAUCAAGACAAGGAGACAAACAAGCACGAGAGUUCUUGAAGAAACAAAGACAAAAAAUGCCAAGUAAACAGUUCUUCUCGUUAGGCUGAAUUUAGUUGUUGUAUACGACUAAUGGAAGCCAAUUGUAAAUCAACAGGCAGCUAUGAACAGUCUUUGUGUAAAAGCUAUCCGUAUCCUACUUAACCGUGUCUCUCAAUACAGUCGUAACAAAGACGUUAAUAAUUUUAUGUCAUAUAGCUAAGUAAGUCAUUGUACUGUUUAUAUGGCGAUUUUUUCUUAUAUCUAUUAUAUAAUACUUAUAUGCCUAUGUAUACAAAAUACGUAUACACGCCUAAAGCAAUAAAAUAUUUACGAUUUUGAUACGUUUUAUAACGAAAUUGGCAAUAAUCAUGGACGAAUGAGGUUUUCAAAUGUGAAAACUUGUUCUUAUGAAUAUCGUAUAUUUGAUUAAUAAUUUUAUUUGUAGUGCUCACGAAUCUCUAUUUAGAAGCGAUUCUGUAUAAUUUUUUGAUAAAAUGCGUAAGGCAUGUCUGUCGUUGUUUUUUAAUGCUUCCAAAUCUUCAAGAAUAAGAUCUCAAAUUGUGUUUAUUUAUGAAAGAAAUUAUAGCUAUGGCACUAACGAUAUCUUUUUUAAAUAAGUAGUUUUGAUUUUUAUUUAUUAAAUUUAACUAUUGUAUUUGAUUGCAACAAUACAUGCAAUAAAUGUAUUCUUCUCUGAAUGCGUAGUGUUAUAUGUAUGCCAGUAGAUAAGGUAAUAUGUAAGAAUAAAAUGUAUAUGU
Melitaea cinxia (Glanville fritillary) is the source of this 5130-nucleotide messenger RNA. RefSeq names its product protein unc-13 homolog 4B (gene stac). Bases 1 to 4440 code for a protein of 1479 amino acids. Lineage: Eukaryota; Metazoa; Arthropoda; Insecta; Lepidoptera; Nymphalidae. The transcript has 19 exons. The record is from RefSeq and is a predicted model, not a curated record.